This is a messenger RNA of Cinclus cinclus, 5356 nucleotides long. RefSeq names its product granule associated Rac and RHOG effector 1 (gene GARRE1). Gene Ontology annotation, biological process: Rac protein signal transduction. Gene Ontology annotation, molecular function: CCR4-NOT complex binding. The coding region runs from base 948 to 4115 and encodes 1055 amino acids. The transcript has 14 exons. The record is from RefSeq and is a predicted model, not a curated record. Lineage: Eukaryota; Metazoa; Chordata; Aves; Passeriformes; Cinclidae.
CUUCAUCAGUGCACGUUUCUGAGCUGCAGAAUAAACUUUAUUUAGCCUCUUACCAAAGAGGCUUGUGGUUUUUCAGCUGAGCAACACAGCCUGCAAAUAUUUAAAUAAUAAGGAAAUGACCUAGAGGCCUUACAAAUACAUUCGUGCAUUUUUGUUCUGAGUCUGCAAUUGAGGGCAAACGCAGUCUGGAAGCACCACUUCUUAAUGUUACAACAGAAACAACUACCUCAACAAACAGGGAAAGGGGAAGAAGACUUGCAAUAACAAACACUUUAGUUUUUAAUAGCUUAUAUUUGCAAAGUCUUCUGUAAACAGUCCAGAUUUUUUUCCCCCCUCCAAUAUUAAGAAGAGACACUACAAGUAAACUGAGUUGGCAGACUGGAUCUGUCAAGACAUUUGAAGAUAUUUGAUCUGCUGACAUAAGGAUUUGCUUUUUCAAGGAAAGAGCCUCUGCACUGCUUUUAUAAUCGCUGUUGAUCGGUGGUUUGCUCCACUUUUCCUGAUACUACUAAUGGGAGAAUUGUAUUAAGGUAUUGCUUCUAAACCUAUUAUUUGCAUUGACAAAAUUAACUUUUGUAGAUGGAACAGCAAGCGACAACGUUAUGCUCGUGAAGAACUUGUAGGCGACCGCUUCUCUGCUCCAGUUGCCUUUUCUGCGUGCAGAGGGGGUACCACACAAGAGACAGAGCUUUAUUAAGAUACUUGGGCUUGCUUUUUGAGUACAGUUUAUAACUGCAGCAGGGCUGCGCCGAACACUGAAAACACAGAGUCAGCAAUUCUGCUGCCAUUCCCACUGCUGAUACAGAUUAUAGAGAUGCUUGCCUUUCUGAAAUGCCUUUUGUGAAACCUAUGUACACAGUCCUGCAUUGUUACUGUACAUAGAUACUCGAGGAAGGAAUUUGACAAGUGAUUGUUAAUUCAAGAACUCUCUGGACAAGCACUCACUUAUGUAUUGCUGCAGUGCACAAGAAAGCAAAAUGGACUAUAAGCGGCGCUUUUUGCUUGGCGGGUCCAAGCAGAAAGUGCAGCAACACCAGCAGUAUCAAAUGCCCGAGCUGGGCAGGACCCUGAGCGCCCCGCUGGCCUCGGCCGCCCCCAGCACCCCCCUGGUGUCCCCGGCUGCUGCGGGCGGCUGCUCCCACCCCGCCUCCCACACGACUCCCAUCGCAGACAUCCAGCAGGGAAUCUCCAAGUACCUGGAUGCGCUCAACGUGUUUUGCCGUACGAGCACUUUCCUUACAGACCUUUUCAGCAGCGUGUUUAGGAACUCGCACUACUCUAAGGCAGCUAUGCAACUGAAAGACGUGCAGGAACAUGUCAUGGAAGCGGCGAGUCGACUCACAGCAGCAAUAAAACCAGAAAUAGCAAAAAUGCUGAUGGAACUGAGUGCGGGAGCUGCAAACUUCAAAGAUCAAAAAGAGUUCAGCCUACAAGACAUUGAGGUACUUGGGCGAUGUUUUUUGACAGUGAUGCAGGUCCACUUCCAAUUCCUGUCACAGGCUUUGCAGAAAGUCCAGCCAGUGGCACACUCCUGCUUUGCUGAAGCUGUAGCUCAGGAGAGGAAGAAUGUUAGUGGGACUGGAGCCUCAAAUAUAAGCCCCACAAAUGAGCUGGAAGAUGCAAUAAGAUCAUGGAGAGGAGCAGCAGAGGCCACAUCUCGACUGCGAGAAAGAGGCUGUGAUGGAUGUUUGGCAGGAAUUGAAGUUCAGCAACUUUUCUGCUCACAGACAGUGGCCAUCCCUGAACAUCAGCUCAAAGAACUAAACAUGAAAAUUGACAGUGCUUUGCAGGCUUACAAAGUGGCUCUGGAGAGCUUGGGUCAUUGUGAAUAUGCAAUGAAGGCUGGCUUCCACUUGAAUCCAAAAGCAAUUGAAGCAAGUCUUCAGGGCUGUUGCAGUGAAGCUGAAGCCCAGCAGACAGGAAGGAGACAGACUCCACCUCAGCCCAUUCAGUGUGAGCUGCCCACUGUCCCUGUCCAGAUAGGAUCUCAUUUUCUGAAAGGAAUCUCCUUCAAUGAGUCUGCAGCAGAAAACCUGAAGCUAAAAACGCACACAAUGCUGCAGUUGAUCAAGGAAGCCGGAUGCCAUAAUGGACUCACACCCCGGGAUGACUCUCCCGUGACCGAAGUACUGAACCAGGUCUGCCCUUCCACGUGGAGAGGAGCCUGCAAAACUGCUGUGCAGCUGUUGUUUGGCCAGGCUGGACUGGUGGUUGUGGACACGGCACAGAUUGAAAAUAAAGAAGCCUAUGCUCCUCAGAUAAGUUUAGAAGGAUCAAGAAUUGUGGUGCAAGUUCCAUCAACUUGGUGUCUGAAAGAAGAUCCAGCAACAAUGUCUUUGCUACAGAGGAGUCUUGAUCCAGAGAAGACUUUGGGGCUGGUGGAUGUGCUCUAUACUGCUGUGUUUGAUGUACACAGGUGGAAGGAAGGAAGGGAGCAAGCUUUGCCUUGUAUUCAGAUCCAGUUACAGCGUGAGAUCUCAGACUUUGGGAGCCAAGCUGACAUGCCGUCGGGGAACGGAAGCAAAUCUUCAGGGGGUCUGCAAAAGACAUUCUCAAAACUGACUUCACGGUUUACAAAAAAAACUUCCUGCACCAGUACGAGUAACACAGGAAGUUACUCAAUCCCCAAUACACCUUCCAAAAAUGUCUUUAUAAGUUCCAGCUCAGAGGAGAAAGCUAAAAUGCCCACUAACAUGGACGCACGGUUGCAGAACAUCCUGAACAUUGGUAACUUCCCUCGGACCGCGGACGCUCUGCAGCCGGUUCAGAGCACCAAUAACCAGCUUGUCAAUGGGUUUCUGGUGGAAAGACGGGACAGCUUCUUCAAACCAGAUGAUGGCAAGGAUGACAAAGGUAUGAAUUUACCAACUGACCAAGAAAUGCAGGAUGUUAUAGAUUUCUUGUCUGGUUUUAACAUGGGCAAGUCCCAGCAGACUUCUCCGAUGGUGAAAAGAAGGAACUCUGUUGCAUCCUCAACAGCAACAGAACAAAAGUCAGGAGCAGUUCAACAGCAGCCACAGUCUGUGUCUCACACCCCACUGCAUCCUCCUCAGCAAGGCUUGUCCCAGCAGCAGUCCCAAAAGCAGCAGCAGCAAAUGCAGUAUUACCAACACUUGCUUCAACCUAUUGGACCACAGCAACGUAUACCUGCCAAAUGGCUCAGUAAUUCUUCACAGCAGCAAGCCCCGGCUGUUGGAGCUGGAUUGUCUCAUAUAAAUCAGUGGAACAAUCCUGGUUUUUCAGAUUUAAGCUCUGAUUUGUACAGCUUGGGCCUUGUGAGCAGCUAUAUGGACAAUAUGAUGGCAGAGAUGUUAGGACAGAAACCACAAGGACCUAGAAACAACACAUGGCCAAAUCGUGACCAAACUGAUGGAGUGUUUGGGAUGUUGGGAGAAAUCCUGCCUUUUGACCCUGCAGUUGGCUCUGAUCCAGAGUUUGCCCGCUAUGUUGCCGGGGUGAACCAGGCUAUGCAACAGAAGAGGCAAGCACAGCACGUCCGGCGUCCGAGCACCACGCGUGGCAACUGGCCUCUUCCUGAUGAUCCUCACAAAACCUGGCCCUUUCCCGAGUAUUUCACCGAGGGUGAUGUGACAAACAGCUGGUCUGGUACUCAAGGAGACUCUGCCAGCUCAAGUGAUGAAACCUCCUCAGCUAACGGAGACAGUUUGUUCUCCAUGUUCUCAGGGCCAGACCUUGUUGCUGCUGUAAAGCAGAGGAGAAAACACAGCAGUGGUGAACAGGAACCCAGCACACUGCCAUCACCUCCACUUCUCUCUGCAGCAGAUGACCGCAGUCAGGAUAACAAGACCAAAACCUGGCCUCCCAAGGCCCCGUGGCAGCACACAUCCUCUGUGCCCAGCACGCUGCCCAGCCAGAGCACGUCCCUGUACCCCAUGAGCAGCCCCGUGAGCCAGUGGAGCGACACCAUGCAGAUGCUCCAGUCGCCCAUGUGGGCCAGCGACUGCGCGCCGGCGGCCGGCAUCUCCUCCAGCUUCACCUACGCGCAGCAGCAGCAGCAGUCCCAACAGGCUUCCCAGCACAAACAGAUCAACAAGGGCUUUAAAUCCUUCCCAGUGAAGCACGAACGCAGACCAUCUUACCUGCACCAGUACUGACUGCUUUUCAUACUGGAAAAUGCAGCACAGGGCCAAAUGAAAAUCACAUUACUUUGAUUCACAGUGCUGUGUUGGCUAUAUCCUGUAUCUCUCUUGAUGUGGGAUUGAGGGGGUUUAGGGGAGAUAGACAAACUCUUGGAUUCUGAGUUACAGUGCUGAGCAAAUAUGGCCAAUAUGUUUGGUGUACAUGAAACAGCCCAAAACUGUGAUGUAGAAAUGCUUUUAAAAAUGCGUAAUUGCCUUUACUUUCAUUUUUUUUUCUAAAAAGAACUGCUGAAGGACUACCAUACAAGAAACACUGUAUUUUAUAGCUAUUUUUCAUAUAGAUAUAUAGUUAAAACAUCUUACUGAAACACACUGAAUAUGUUGAAGCAAAUAUAUAGUGGUCACUUUGCUCAACACUGUGUUUAAAUUUAUAAAGGAUAAGCUGUAGAGCCUUUGUAUUCUCCAUUACAGCCUGUGGGCAGCCUUUUUAAAAUGAAGUGCAACAGCAGCUUGUCCUGUGCCACACAAGCGAGUUCAUUUGGGAACUGCUGCAGAAACAGUUGCAAAACCGAGUUUUGUGGCAGUUUCCUUACUUUAGCUCAAGAUCAGCAGAACCACUCAGCCUUGUGUCGCCAAUGUUACCUGAGCUGCUUGAUGUAGAUGGCACCUGUGUGGGCAGUGGGACCCUGGCUGUCACACACCUGUGUGCGCGCAGUGGGACCCUGGCUGUCACACACCUGUGUGGGCGCAGUGGGACCCUGGCUGUCACACACCUGUGUGGGUGCACUGGGACCCUGGCUGUCACACACCUGUGUGGGCGUAGUGGGACCCUGGCUGUCACACACCUGUGUGGGUGCACUGGGACCCUGGCUGUCACACACCUGUGUGCGGGCAGUGGGACCCUGGCUGUCACACACCUGUGUGGGCGCAGUGGGACCCUGGCUGUCACACACCUGUGUGGGCAGUGGGACCCUGGCUGUCACACACCUGUGUGCGCGCAGUGGGACCCUGGCUGUCACACACCUGUGUGGGCAGUGGGACCCUGGCUGUCACACACCUGUGUGCGCGCAGUGGGACCCUGGCUGUCACACACCUGUGUGGGCGCAGUGGGACCCUGGCUGUCACACACCUGUGUGUCGGCAGUGGGACCCUGGCUGUCACACACCUGUGUGGAUGCACUGGGACCCUGGCUGUCACACACCUGUGUGCGCGCAGUGGGACCCUGGCUGUCACACACCUGUGUGGGCGCAGUGGGA